AUGAGCCUUAACGAUUCGGAGCCGUCUGGAUCAGCUAAGAAGAAAAAGCAGCCUCACCCUGCCACCUACAUAGAUUCUUUCAAGACUGGUGCAACUCACAGGCGUAUUUAUGCUUACUACAGCAGGAACGAGCAUCCUACGAGUAAUUAUUUGCUAUGUUGUUGGAGUGGUGAUGUUAAAGAGGGCAUUAUCGCGUGCACAGUACUAAAUGAGACCACUCGCAGGUCUGAGGUGUGCCGCCUGGAGCAGGACGUUCUGGGCCUGCGCGACCUGCUGUCUCGGCGCGAGGAGAGCUGGCGCCGCGCCAAGGCGCGCGAGCUGGAAGCGCGCAAGAAGAUCGCCUCGCUCAGCACCGAGCUGGCCACGGUGCGGCAGCUGGCGCAGAUGCGCCGCAACCAGUCCGACGAGCUGGCGCACCGCCUGCAGGAGGCCCUGUUGGAGCUCAAGAAACACAAAGUGGAGAACGACAAACUUCGAAACAAUGUUGUGCGACUAAGAAAUCGUGAAAGGAGUUUACUAACCACACUGACGAAGAAAUGCAAGAAAAGUUCUGCCAAAGCCGAACACAAGAAAGGGCGACAACAACGGAAGAAGUCAGUGAAAAGUUCCCUGCAACCGGAGAGCGUCAUCUCUUCACCUCGUGGUGAGACCUCACCAAGGGGCAUACUUCGUGUUCAAUGCUGUCCUCCUUCCCGCACUUAAGUGUCUGUUGUCUUGAGGGAUACAUGUGUACAGAAACGACGUUUCAAGUGAAA
Messenger RNA from Schistocerca cancellata (South American locust), 755 nucleotides. RefSeq lists its product as uncharacterized. The transcript is spliced from 4 exons. Bases 1 to 702 code for a protein of 233 amino acids. NCBI's taxonomy places the organism in Eukaryota, Metazoa, Arthropoda, Insecta, Orthoptera, Acrididae. The record is from RefSeq and is a predicted model, not a curated record.